Molecule: messenger RNA, 2249 nt
Organism: Octopus sinensis (East Asian common octopus)
Lineage: Eukaryota; Metazoa; Mollusca; Cephalopoda; Octopoda; Octopodidae
Product: DNA-directed primase/polymerase protein-like
Exons: 15
Coding region: 132-1910 (592 amino acids)
Biological process (GO): replication fork processing; error-prone translesion synthesis; mitochondrial DNA replication
Cellular component (GO): nucleus; mitochondrial matrix
Molecular function (GO): chromatin binding; DNA-directed DNA polymerase activity
Source: RefSeq, a predicted model, not a curated record
AUGCGAGCAACUUGUUGGAAGCAACAGUUUCUGAUGAAAUUUCCGGAUUCUAAACGAUUAUUAUUCCUUAAAAGAGGCUUUGGUUCGAUUUUGGUAACCCUGGAAUUUUACAGAACGAUGCCAUUGAGCUAAUGGAUCCUGAAGUGAAAUCCCAGUUUUUCCCAGCUGUCAAUUUCUAUGGCACUUCCAGAAAAAGAAAACGAAUUGAAAAGAAAUUGGACCAAAAAGCUGCCAAGUACUCUGAAGAAAUAAUCCCAAAGAAGUUUCCUACGAGAAUCAUUGGGCCUUCUCCAACAUGGAAGCCGUUCUUCAAACAGUCCGAAGCUUUCUCUUACGUGCGGGCAUUUCCACAAAAGGAUCUUCAUGUGUUUGCUUACGAAAGCAAAUCCUUCGUGUCAGAGGUGCAAGGCCAACGCAUGUUCCUAGCUUCACCUUAUCCUGUCUUUUGGCACUAUUAUAGCCAACUGAAGGAAAGUAAGCGGCACCAUUAUGAGAUCAUUCCAGAAGGUGCUGUCUGUAAGCUCUACUUUGAUGUGGAAUUCUACAGAGAGAACAACCCCACCUUGGAUGGACACAGAGUGUGCGAUCGUUUCAUUGAGUAUGUCUGUGCUUGGAUACGACACCUGUUCAAGGUUCCCUGUGAUUGCAGGUGUGUGCUGCGGUUGGAUGCCAGUACCAGUUCCAAAUACAGUGAACAUUUGAUCUUUAUCCUCAACCAAGCAGCGUUCAAAGACAAUUCGCAUGUCGGUUCGUUUGUUCAGUUUAUCUGUUCUCAUCUUGUAACUUGGUUACGGCAGAACAGAGCAGACUCGGAACAAAGUAAGCCACUGUUACAAGAAGAGCCUACGGUGGUUGACCCGUCUAAAACUCCCUCAGCAACACCAGCAACUAUGAAGGAUAGUUCCUGUUCAAGACAGCAGCAUCUUUCGCCACAAUUACCAGCAUCCACCUCAUCUCCAACACGAAACAUGAACUCCUCAUCUUCUGUUGUCAUAAACGGCCGUGACAUCUUGUGUGAGCCAGGGAAAGUUCUUUCACAAUUUUCUCCGUCAGAUUUAAAAGAAACCGUGGUUUUCGACAAAGAUGGAGAUGAAACUGCAAUCUGUGAUCUUGGUGUCUACUCAAAGAAUCGGAACUUUCGUUUAUUCCUGUCCUCAAAGCUUGGCAAAAAGAAUCCUUUUCUUGUGUCGGAUCAUAAUCAAUACCCUACAGAUCAAUCGGAUCAGCAGAGUUUCUUUUAUGAUUCCCUAAUUGCCAAUGUACAAUACCAUCAGGACCUGAGGAUCUUAACAUUUAGCACUCCUGAUGAAAUAAAGUUGAAACAGAAGAGAUUGUUGGCCGUACAAAAAAAUGAAGAUAACCUCAAAGGAGACUAUUCUUCGAAUCCUUCGCCAUAUCCUGAGAUCGAUGCAUUUAUAAACUCCAUCAUUUCCUCUGAAGGCCGCAAAGGAAGAGUCUUCCGAUGGAUGUAUUUCAGCAAUGAGAAUCUCUUGGGCUAUGACAUCUGCCAGUACCGAUGGUGCGGUAACAUUGGUCGUGAACACCGAAGUAACAACAUCAGACUAAUAGUGGACCUGAAGCAAUGUGUUUAUUAUCAGAAAUGCCACGAUCCAGAUUGCAAACGGAUUAAUUACCGUUCUGAAGAUUAUCUGUUGCCUGACAAUCUACUUCCCUGGCUGAAUGACACCACAUUGGAUGAGGACUUUGAAGACAGCCUCUUGGUUGAUGCUUUGGAAAGCCAGGAAAAAAUCGAUGAUUCCCUCUUGGUCGAAGCUGUAGAAGUGAUGGAGGGGAAGCAAGAAGUGACCGACCUGUCGAUGGAUGCUGACGACGAUGAGGAGGACCGACGUUUGUUGGUCGCUGCAGAAGAGAUGGAGAAAGAUUACGGUGCCUUACCCCACAUGGUGUAGAAUGGGGCUGAACCAAGAGAGGUAAAUUGUAAGAGAGCAGCUGUUUAUAUAUUGAUGCAAUGCAGGUAACAUAACAGAAGGGACAAAGCUGUAUAUGAGCUUAUUUUUUAGCCAGUUUUGUUGAAGGUUAUGUCAAAAUUAAUAUAUCAUCACCUGGAUGAAGGGAUUUUAAAAUCUUAUUGUGGGGGACCCUAUAUCUUACUCUUGUAGGAAAUGGGUUUUGUCUGAAGCAUUUCCAGGUGUUGAUCUUCUGUUUGGUACUCUCUGAAAGAAUUUGUUGAAAUAUUGAGAAAUAUGAGUUUGAAGUUGCUGAUGGUGUGUUACUAACACUAUAGUGCC